GCGUAAAAGCACUUGAUAAUUUUUUUUUUUUUUUUUAUUUAAUAUCGUUCCCUUAAUAUUUGCAUACUUCGAUGCAUUGAAUAGAAUUUCCAAUAACGACAGGGUUGACAAGAGAGAGGAAUGGCUUCUGAUUCCUUCUGUUAUGUACAGUACAGUAACUGGCCCAAAUACGGAGCAGAAGAAAAAGCCCAAUUGGCCAGCUAAGUACGACGUCGUCUUUCGUGUUUUAGAAAUUCCAUUUUGUCAGUGUGAGAACGACAGUGAAACAAUAACGCGGGUUCGUAUGCUUAACGUGCACAUAACAUAACAACCAUAAAAACCGAACUGGACUAUUCCUUGUCGGUGCCUGAGAAUUCAUCGUCCGGUGUGUUCCCUCUAUUCAAAUUUUAUACGUGUACAAGGCUCGCAUUGUAUCCAAUCCAUCGAUCUACAGAAGUUGAUGAAAAAUGAUGAUGGAUCUCCUACGGUCAGAGCCAAUGCAAUUGGUACAACUGAUUAUCCCUAUAGAAUCAGCUCAUCGCUCAAUCUCAUAUCUCGGUGACCUUGGCCUCUUCCAAUUCAAAGAUCUAAAUGCUGAGAAGAGUCCAUUCCAGCGGACGUAUGCUACUCAGAUUAAGAGAUGUGCAGAAAUGGCUCGAAAGCUACGAUUCUUUAGGGAAAACAUGACAAAGACUAGCUUGCUGCCAUCAACAAGGUCCGCCAGAGGCAUUGAUAUUAAUUUGGACAACUUGGAGGUUAAACUUGCUGAACUCGAAGCUGAGCUGAUAGAAAUAAACUCAAAUAACGAAAAGUUAGAGCGUACAUACAAUGAAUUACUAGAAUAUAAGCUUGUUCUGCAGAAGGCUGGCGAGCUUUUCCAUUCAGCUCAAAAGAGUGGUGCAGUUCAGCAAAGAGAACUUGAUGUACAUAAUAAUGGUGAAGGAUCCAUUGACAGUCCAUUAUUGUUAGAGCAAGAAAUGGUAACAGAUCCAUCAAAGCAAGUUAAGCUGGGUUAUAUCAGUGGCCUUGUACCAAGAGAAAAGUCAAUUGCUUUUGAAAGGAUUUUGUUCCGUGCAACUAGAGGCAAUGUGUUUUUGAAGCAAUCUGUGGUUGAAAAUUCUGUUGUUGAUCCUGUAUCUGGAGAGAAGGUUGAGAAAAAUGUAUUUGUUGUUUUCUAUUCCGGUGAAAGAGCAAAAAACAAAAUUCUUAAAAUAUGUGAAGCUUUUGGAGCAAAUCGUUAUCCAUUCAACGAGGACCUGAGCAAGCAAUAUCAGAUGAUGACAGAGGUGUCUGGACGACUUACAGAGCUAAAGACCACCAUAGAUGCUGGUUCAGCUCACAGAAGCAAUUUGUUACAGACAAUUGGGUUUGAAUUAGAGCAGUGGAAUCUUCUGGUGAAGAAGGAAAAAUCCAUUUACCACACUCUGAACAUGCUUAGCAUGGAUGUGACAAAGAAGUGUGUUGUUGCUGAAGGUUGGUGUCCUGUUUUUGCUUCGGAUCAGAUCCGAAACACAUUGCGACAGGCAACUGUAGACAGCAACUCACAAAUUGGAGCUAUAUUCCAGGUUUUGCAAACAAAGGAAUCACCACCAACCUAUUUUCUCACAAACAAAUUUACAUCUGCCUUCCAAGAAAUUGUAGAUGCGUACGGGAUUGCCAAGUACCAGGAAGCGAAUCCUGGUGUAUAUACAAUAAUCACUUUCCCUUUCCUUUUUGCCGUGAUGUUUGGUGAUUGGGGCCAUGGUAUUUGCUUGCUUUUGGCAACAUUAUACUUCAUUACUAGGGAAAAGAAAUUGUCCAGUCAGAAGCUUGGAGACAUCAUGGAAAUGACAUUCGGCGGCCGUUAUGUUAUUAUGAUGAUGGCAAUUUUUUCAAUCUAUACUGGAUUGAUAUACAAUGAAUUCUUCUCAGUGCCCUUUGAACUAUUUGGUCCUUCUGCAUAUGCCUGCCGUGACCAAUCAUGCAGGGAUGCUUAUACUGCUGGUUUAAUUAAGGUGCGUGCCACUUAUCCAUUUGGUGUUGAUCCCAAGUGGCAUGGUACCCGGAGUGAGUUACCAUUUCUUAACUCGUUAAAGAUGAAGAUGUCAAUUCUUUUAGGAGUGGCCCAAAUGAAUCUUGGGAUUGUCAUGAGCUACUUCAAUGCAAAGUUCUUUGGAGAUAAUUUAAAUGUCCGGUACCAAUUUGUUCCCCAGAUGAUUUUCUUGAACAGCUUAUUUGGCUAUCUUUCACUUCUCAUAAUUGUGAAAUGGUGCACCGGCUCACAAGCUGAUCUGUACCAUGUGAUGAUAUACAUGUUUUUGAGUCCUAUUGAUGAUUUAGGUGACAAUCAGCUUUUUGUUGGCCAGAAAUUCCUUCAGAUUUUGUUACUGAUAUUAGCCCUUGUUGCUGCGCCAUGGAUGCUAUUUCCAAAGCCUUUAUUAUUGAAGAAACAGCAUGAGGAAAGGCACCAAGGUCAAUCCUAUGCAUUGCUUGAAAGCACUGAAGACCCUCUUGAAAUGGAGCCUCAUUCUGAUUCUCAUAAACAUGAGGAAUUUGAGUUCAGCGAGGUCUUUGUUCACCAACUUAUACAUACAAUAGAGUUUGUGCUUGGAGCAGUAUCUAAUACAGCAUCCUAUCUACGUCUCUGGGCACUCAGUUUGGCCCAUUCAGAGUUAUCAAGUGUAUUCUAUGACAAGGUUCUACUUCUAGCCUGGGGGUUCAACAAUAUUGUUAUUCUUAUCAUUGGCAUAGUUGUUUUUGUAUGUGCGACUGUCGGUGUGCUUCUCGUGAUGGAAACUUUAAGUGCAUUCCUACAUGCCUUACGGCUUCACUGGGUAGAGUUCCAGAACAAGUUUUAUGAGGGAGAUGGGUACAAAUUUCACCCAUUUUCAUUUGUUUUACUUGGUGACGAGGAUGAAUGAUUAUUGAGAGCAUGGGUAAAGGCUAAAAGAAAGGAAACAUAAUUUGAUCAUGUAUAGCAUUUAUAGAAGUAUAGGAGAGUUACAAUUCUUGAAAUUGGAAUAAAGGGUACACGGAAGUUAAUGAAUUAGUGCCUCUCAAGUGGAAGAAAAGGCUAUUGCAAUACCGCGCCUCCUGUUGCUUCUUCUUUGUGAUUUCUGAGAUAAGAACUUCGCAGGUCUGGCAGCCAAUAUUGUGUAUAUUGGUUUUGAAUUGAAAGAGCAACUAGAAAACGGACAUAGAUGCUAGUUUUAUUGGCAUGCCAAUCAGUAGCUGCAGUAUCUGAAAUUUGGGUCUGCAAACGAGGCGCCUUCUAGAAUUGUCAGGUUCUUUGUCAGUAUAUUGACUGUAUCAUUCAUUAGUGAUUCUUAGGUAAUACAAGCUCCUUGAGCAAAUAUUUUCAGUGUAAAGCAGAAAAAAGAUUUCUGCAGUGUGAUCGUGUAGGAUAUCCUGUCUAAACGGGGAGUUUGAAUUAUAACACUCAAGAGCUUUCAAAACUUUAAA
Ricinus communis (castor bean) is the source of this 3420-nucleotide messenger RNA. RefSeq names its product V-type proton ATPase subunit a2. Gene Ontology annotation, cellular component: vacuolar proton-transporting V-type ATPase complex; vacuolar proton-transporting V-type ATPase, V0 domain. The record is from RefSeq and is a predicted model, not a curated record. Gene Ontology annotation, biological process: vacuolar acidification; proton transmembrane transport. Gene Ontology annotation, molecular function: ATPase binding; proton-transporting ATPase activity, rotational mechanism. Lineage: Eukaryota; Viridiplantae; Streptophyta; Magnoliopsida; Malpighiales; Euphorbiaceae. Bases 447 to 2879 code for a protein of 810 amino acids. The transcript has 18 exons.